Molecule: messenger RNA, 1010 nt
Organism: Dicrocoelium dendriticum
Lineage: Eukaryota; Metazoa; Platyhelminthes; Trematoda; Plagiorchiida; Dicrocoeliidae
Source: the annotation of a GenBank genome assembly
GACUGCAAAGUGAAGUGACACUAAGUUCUAACGUCGCUGUCUUUGAAAGAUGGUGCUUUUCAAUGUACUUUAAAGAUCAGAACACGGAGCAACUGCUGGAAUUUGUGCGGAGAUCCAACACAUCGUUCGUAGACCAGGAGUUUCCAGCGGAUCUAUCCAGUCUUUCCCCUAAAUCUGAUGCAGUUAGAAAUUUGCCAAUUGCGUGGCAGCGGCCCACCGAGUUAUCGGCUCAUCCCUCCCUUUACACCAUAUUGAGGCCAUCAGCUAUUCGUCAAGGCCGCUUGGGCAAUUGUUGGUUCGUUGCUGCAUGUGCAUGCCUCGUUCAACAUGAAAGCGCAUGGCGAAAGGUCGUUGCACUUCCUCGGCUUCAGACAUGGUCUAAAUACCAUGGCCUCUUCGUUUUUCGAUUCUGGCGGUUUGGGGUCUGGGUGACCGUUGUUGUUGACGAUCUCCUACCGACACUGAACGGAGAGCUUCUGUAUUGUCAUUCCUCUGAUCCGAACGAGUAUUGGUGUGCACUGCUGGAGAAGGCAUAUGCAAAGUUAUUAGGCAGUUAUGAGGCAUUAGAAGGCGGCGAAUUAGCCGAUGCCCUGAUCGACUUUACAGGUGGAUACACUGAAUGUCUCGAUUUUGGGUUGCGGCCGUUACCAACCUUCAAAACUCCCGGACCGCUACCGGCUUACGGAACGUUCGAUAACAUCUUGGUGCCCCCGCAAUCAUUGAAUUGCUCCUUUCUCUCACCUUGGAAAGAUUCUAUGCUAUGCGAUUCCGCGUACAAAUUGCUUUAUCGUUACCACAUCGCCGGGAGUAUGAUCGCGGCUGCAAUAUCACCCCAAAGUCUUCUUGAACAAGAACGAGAGACCCGUCUAGGGUUGGUUGUCGGUCACGCAUCACUGACGUCCCUUCACUUUCACCAUCUUUGGAGAGACGCCACCUUCUUCUUGUUUGCUUGGCGAACCCGUGGGGGCAUGAGACCUGGAGCGGAGCCUUUUCGCGAGAUUCAAAAGUGA